Molecule: messenger RNA, 2313 nt
Organism: Heterostelium album PN500
Lineage: Eukaryota; Evosea; Eumycetozoa; Acytosteliales; Acytosteliaceae
Exons: 7
Coding region: 1-2313 (770 amino acids)
Biological process (GO): methylation
Molecular function (GO): methyltransferase activity
Source: RefSeq, a predicted model, not a curated record
AUGGAAAGUGAUACACCGAAUAUUACAGUAGGAGUUGCAAGAACAUCAGUAUUGGUUGCAGGUGGUAGAACUUUGGCAACCAAUUCUUUCAUUAAAGAACAAUUGAAGAUCUCUGAGAAGCUCGACGAAUCAUUGAUUCCAUACUAUGAGAAUAUCUACAAGAAAGAACCAUGGUCUUCAAAUGUACUGGAUGAGAAAGUGGUAACUUUCGAUCCGUAUGCUUAUUUCUUUUGUUGUACAAAAGAAUCAACUGAAAUUCUCUUGGAUCAGUUUGAACAAUUUGUAAAUAUGAUUCCAACCCAAUUUCUUAGAAAUCAGUUUAUAAAUUCUCUUUUUUCAAAGAAAGGCUUACAUAUUUCUUCUGUAGAAGAAUCAAAGAAAUACCUAAAAGAAAACUGUACUCCAAUUCAAAGUUUUAGUUUAGCUUAUUCGGAUUUAUUUACUAUAGCUCUUGCACUCAGAAAUAAAUUCAUAGAUGACUUUAUUCUGAACAACAUGAAAGAUCCUUCAACUCAACAAUAUGUAAUCUUGGGAGCAGGUCUUGAUACACGUGCUCUAAGAAUGCCAUUUGCAGAAGGUUCAACCGUUUGGGAAGUUGAUUUCCCACACACUUUCCAAUUCAAAGAGAUGGUUAUGAAUGAAGCGGUCAAAGUGAUUCCACCAAUUUCCAAAGCAAAGCUUCAUCGUGUAGGAAGCAAUGUCUUGGAAACCAAACAAUGGAUUUCAAGUCUUGAAGAAACUGGAUUCGAUAAGAUUAAAAAGACUGUCUGGAUUUUGGAAGGUCUUGCCAUGUAUUUGACUGACGAAGAAAUCGCCAUGCUGUGUCAAGCGAUAUCGUCAAUCUCUGCCAGUGGAUCAUCAAUGUUGAUUCAAACAUUGUGUAUAAAAAAAGGAAUCAUGAGCAGAAUAAUAUCAUCAUUAUUACCAUUGCCAUUGAAAGAUGAGUACAAAUCUUUAACUGACAAACCAAGUGAUUAUAUUAGUAAAUGUGGAUUUACCAACAACAUUGAAAAUCUCAAAGGAGAUGAUUUGAGCAGUAGAUAUAACUUUAGUACAGUUCGUGGUUUCCUAUCGAUUGAAGCUGAUUCUAGAAGUGCUAGUGAAGUGAUUAUUAAAUUUUUGUUUCAAAGUACAAAAUGUUUCAAUACCAAUAGUUUAUUUUUAAUAAUGGAGGAAAAUAUUAAACCAAAUAUUCCAGCAGGUGUUGCAAGAACAUCGGUAUUGAUUGCAGGUGGUAGAGCUUUGGUAACCAAUUCAUUCAUAAACGAACAAUUGAAGAUCUCUGAGAAGCUCGACGAAUCAUUGAUUCCAUACUAUGAGAAUGUCUACAAGAAAGAACCUUUUUACUCAAAUGUUAUCACUGAGAAAAUUGCAAGUUUUGACCCGUAUGCCUAUUUCUUUUGUUGUACAAAAGAAUCAACUGAAUUUCUCUUGGACCAGACCGAAGAAUUCUUAAACAUGAUUCCCACUAAAUUUGCAAGAAAUAAGUUGGUAAAAUAUUUGUUCUCAAAGAAAGGUUUAGAGUUCUCAACUAUUGAAGAGUCAAUGAAAUAUUGUAUUGAACAAUGCACACCAAUCCAAACUUAUAGUAUAGUGUAUAUGGAUUCAUUGACUAUCAGAAUCGCUCUCAGAAAUAUUUUAAUUGAUGACUUUUUUAUGAAAAAUAUUAAAGACACUUCAACUCAACAAUAUGUAAUCUUGGGAGCAGGUCUUGAUACACGUGCUCUAAGAAUGCCAUUUGCAGAAGGUUCAACCGUUUGGGAAGUUGAUUUCCCACACACUUUCCAAUUCAAAGAGAUGGUUCUGAAUGAAGCGGUCAAAGUGAUUCCACCAAUUUCCAAAGCAAAGCUUCAUCGUGUAGGAAGCAAUGUCUUGGAAACCAAACAAUGGAUUUCUAGUUUCGAAGAAACUGGAUUCGACAAAACUAAACCUACCGUUUGGCUUUUGGAAGGUCUUGUCAUGUAUUUGACUGACGAAGAGAUCGCUAUGUUGUGUCAAGAGAUAUCAAUGAUUUCAGCAAGUGGAUCAUCUAUGGUUAUUCAAACUUUGGGUAAACAAGGAUUCAUGAGCAAAAUAAUGUCGUCAUUGGUGCCAACACCUUUGAGAGAUGAAUUCAAAUCAGAAUCUGACAAACCAUGUAAUUAUAUUAGUAAAUGUGGAUUUACCAACAAAAUUGAAAAUCUUACUGAAAAUGAUUUAUGCAAAAGAUAUCACUUUGAAUUCGCUCGUUCUUUCACAUCUAUGGAUAGUGAUUCUGUCAUUGGGGUUUUAAUUCCCCCUUCAUAUCUUCCAAAAUGUGUUACUGUAAGUUAA